AUGAUGUUAGCCAACAGUCCAAUCUCCUUGCUCGGGCUUUUCUCCCUCGCCCUCCAAGCGAUUCCUCAGGUCGCGUCUGCUCCGUACCAGGUUACAUUCGACCAAUUCUUGGCCACAGUCAAGGCAGCAAGCUUCCCGCAGUGGAAGGACAGCGCCGUGGACGAUGAGCAAUCAUUCGCCCAGAUAAAGGCCCACAUCCUCGACAUGUACAGCGGCGUUGGGAAUGUCGCUCAUUCUUUCUUGCAUGACGGCCGCUAUGCCGACUGCAUUGACAUCAAUAGGCAGCCGUCCCUUGCAGAUCGUCUGCUCGCAACCGCGCCAGAGGCUCCGCCGAGUCCACCUCCCGUCUCCUCAUCAGGAGGACCCAAGGGGUCAGGAACCCCAGCCGUAUCCCCUCUGACGCAGAACCUGAAAGAUCCGUUCGGGAACGAUAUAUCUUGUCCCGACGGAACCAUUCCAUUCGCUCGCCUGACACUCGAGCGGAUAACCACCUACCCCACGCUCACCGCUUUCUUCGCCAAGUCCACAAACGGAGCUGGGCAAGCUCUGAGUGCCCGAGGGGUGGAGGAACUUGAGAGCCGCGGCCCCUCAGCACAGGAGCCUCACCUUUACGCCUAUAGUUAUCAACCAGUCACCAAUUACGGUGGUCACUCGUGGUUGAACCUGUGGAGUCCUGUCGGAGAUUUCAGCAUCUCCCAGCAGUGGUACGUAGGCGGGUCCGGCGCUAGCACUCAAACGGUCGAAGGGGGGUGGAUUGUCUACCCGCAGAAAUUCAGUGCACAGGCGGUGCUCUUCAUCUUCUAUACACCCGACGAUUACUCUACGGGUUGUUACAACCUGGAGUGCAAGGGCUUCGUGCAGAUCAACAACAACUGGCAACUCGGAGGGACUUUCGGCCAGUACAGCGUUACGGGUGGUGUACAGAAAGGCGUCGACCUGCAGUGGUAUUUUUAUCAGGGCAAUUGGUGGUUGUAUCUUAGGGGCGCGGGCGCAUAUGACGCAGUUGGGUAUUACCCCGGAUCAAUUUACAAUGGAGGACAGCUUACGAAGAGUGCGCAACUCAUCGAGUAUGGCGGCGAAGUUUUGAGGUUCACUACGGCAGUGGCCUGGCCGCAGAUGGGCAGCGGAAUGUUCCCGGACAAAGGUUUUGAACAGGCUGCUUACCAGAACGCGAUCUUUUACAGCCCGCCCGAUGUGAAUGGUAGCGCUAGUCCCACGGUUUGGUCAGACUUGACAAAGGCCGUUAUAGGCAGCCGCAGUUGCUGGGAUAUCAAUAUCACAGAGUCAGCUCAGGGAGGCGAUUGGGGUACUUUCUUCUUCUUCGGUGGGCCAGGUGGCGACACGUGCCAGUGA
Messenger RNA from Laccaria bicolor S238N-H82, 1353 nucleotides. RefSeq lists its product as uncharacterized. The record is from RefSeq and is a predicted model, not a curated record. The coding region runs from base 1 to 1353 and encodes 450 amino acids. NCBI's taxonomy places the organism in Eukaryota, Fungi, Basidiomycota, Agaricomycetes, Agaricales, Hydnangiaceae. The transcript has a single exon.